Molecule: messenger RNA, 2555 nt
Organism: Haliaeetus leucocephalus (bald eagle)
Lineage: Eukaryota; Metazoa; Chordata; Aves; Accipitriformes; Accipitridae
Gene: MLLT3
Product: myeloid/lymphoid or mixed-lineage leukemia (trithorax homolog, Drosophila); translocated to, 3
Exons: 11
Coding region: 67-1710 (547 amino acids)
Biological process (GO): regulation of DNA-templated transcription
Cellular component (GO): super elongation complex
Source: RefSeq, a predicted model, not a curated record
CUGGAGCUGGGGCACCGAGCCCAGGUCAGGAAGAAACCCACGGUGGAGGGCUUCACCCACGACUGGAUGGUGUUUGUCAGAGGGCCCGAGCACAGCAACAUUCAGCACUUUGUGGAGAAAGUCGUCUUCCACCUGCACGAGAGCUUCCCCAGGCCGAAAAGAGUGUGCAAGGAUCCACCCUACAAAGUUGAAGAAUCCGGGUAUGCUGGUUUCAUUUUACCAAUUGAGGUUUACUUCAAAAACAAGGAAGAACCUAAGAAAGUUCGAUUUGACUAUGACUUAUUCCUGCACCUUGAAGGCCACCCACCUGUAAAUCACCUCCGCUGUGAAAAGCUCACAUUCAACAACCCGACAGAGGAAUUCAGAAGAAAGCUGCUAAAGGCAGGAGGGAUCAUGGUAAUGUCGGAUGGCACAUCGUUCUCUUCAGGACAGAGCCUUCAUCUACCCAGCCUUCCCAGUAACUCCCUGUCUUUUUCUGAAGUGAAGAAGAAAUCAUCUCAUGGGCCAAAGGACCCGACUAGGAUUCUGAACACAAAUAGCAGCAGCAGCAGCAGUAGUAACUGUUUUUCAAAGAUACACAAGUUAACAAAGGAUCACAAGGAAAAAACUUCUAGAGACUCAAAAGAACAUAAAAGUGCCUUCAAAGAACUUUCCAGGGAACACAACAAAUCUUCCAAAGAAUCCUCUAAGAAACCCAAAGAAAACAAACCACUAAAAGAUGAAAAAAUAGUUCCUAAAAUAGCAUUCAAGGAACCCAAACCCAUAUCCAAGGAGCCAAAAUCUGAAAACACUGCCAUCCUUACCAUAACAGGUGGGCAGCAGCAAGAAAAGAAGACUCCCACAAAAAGGCCCUCUGUUCUGGACUGUGAUGAACCUUCUGCAAAAAAGAGAAAAAAAAGUGGUUCAGAUUCGUUUUUUAAAAGUUUUUCUAGUGCCCCACCACUGAUUCUUACUUGUUCAGCUGAAAAAAACCAGGCAAAGGAUAGAUCUCAACUCAAGGUGGGGAGAGUCAAAAUUGAAAAUGAUGCAUUGGAAAGGAAGACGCCUACCCUGCCACCAUUUGAUGAUAUUGUAGAUCCCAAUGAUUCUGACAUGGAGGAAAACAUGUCCUCCAAAUCUGAAUCUGAACAGCCCAGUCCUGCCAGUUCCAGCUCCAGUUCCAGUUCCAGUUUUAUACCAUCUCAAAACAGCAGACAACAAGGUCCAUUGAGGUCUAUAAUGAAAGAUCUGCAUUCAGAUGAUAAUGAAGAUGAAUCAGAUGAAGCAGAUGAGAAUGACAAUGAUUCUGAGUUGGAACGACCUGUAAAUACACAAGGAGGAAGCAGGAGUCGAAGGGUUAGUCUGAGUGAUGGCAGUGACAGUGACAGCAGUUCAGCUUCCUCACCACUACAUCAAGAACCAGCACCACCUUUACUGAAAACCACCAACAACCAGAUUUUAGAAGUGAAAAGUCCAAUAAAGCAAAACAAAUCUGAUAAACAAAUAAAAAAUGGGGAUUGUGAUAAGGCAUAUCUCGAUGAACUAGUAGAGCUCCACAGAAGAUUAAUGACAUUGAGAGAGAGACAUGUACUGCAGCAGAUAGUAAAUCUUAUAGAAGAAACUGGACACUUUCAUAUCACAAAUACAACCUUUGACUUUGAUCUUUGCUCACUGGACAAAACCACAGUCCGUAAACUACAGAGUUAUCUGGAAACAUCUGGAACCUCCUGAGGAUUCAGCAUCUGGCUGCAUCAAAAACUGUUCUUUAAAUGAAACAUUCAGAACGAUGCAACCAAAAUGGGGAGAAAAAAACAAAACAACCCUCUUCAGCUUUAUUUUUCCUUAAAGCCAGUCAUCAUCUCUUGAUAACGGAGAGGAAAAGUGACAAGACUCAGAGGACUGCUCUUCUCAAGAAGAAAAUGCUCUGGAAGAGUUUGCCUGGAUAGCCUUGAAAAACAAACACACAAAAACAAACAAAAAUACUUGGUCUUAAUGAAUGUGUAUGGUAUCAUGUAUCUCUCUCUGUGGUGUUCCAGUCCACAAGAUGAAUGCAUGUUCAACACACUGCCUUAUUACCUAACUGAUCUAUUUAUUAUUGCGUACAUGUAUUCUGAAGUCAAUGAGUCAUUGAAUGACACUACCAGACGUUGCAAGUAGUGGGGUCCCAUGUGUGCUCUUUUGAUGCAGUACUAUCACAAGCCUAGUGACCUUAUUCAUGUGAAAAUGCCACUUCUUGCUGUCUUUCUCUAGUCACUUAAAACACUAGUCUUGUUUCCACUUCUGCAGUUCCAGGAAACAAGAUACAAAGUUGGGGACCAAAAGCAGUCCUAUAUUUUGUAUCCUGUCUGCCACAGUGGGGUGGAUCACAGAAGGUUGGACUGCAGGUCCUUGGUUCUAUCCAUUUAUUGAUCUUGACCAUGGUAGAAACUGCACCAAAUAGGAUCAUAUGACUUGCUGUCUAGCCUUAGUGAGUAAACCAGUAGGACUUUUAACAAAAGAUUUUAUGUAUACUGUCCUGAAUCCAGCAUCUUCUGCAGUCUACAUUCUUGUGUCUGUUUUAAUGUUAUAAAGUUACA